Messenger RNA from Meloidogyne enterolobii, 752 nucleotides. NCBI's taxonomy places the organism in Eukaryota, Metazoa, Nematoda, Chromadorea, Rhabditida, Meloidogynidae. The record is from the annotation of a GenBank genome assembly.
AUGAUCUCUUCACCAAUUCAAACCCCAAAAUAUCUAAAAAUGUUUGUUGGACUUAUUCUUUUGGUUAAUUAUCUUCUAUCAAUUUGCUUUAUUCAAAUCGCUGCUUCCAACAACAACGAAUUGGGCAAAGAGGAAGACAAUGGUUUAGGCUUGAAUGUGUUCAAAGAAAGGGUGAAGAGAGGGGAAGAAACACAAUGGCCUCUUUCUCCAAAAAUUACUAUUGGAAUAUUGGUUGUCUUGGUGGCUCUGUUAGUGGUUUGCUCUAUAUUAUCUUGUUACUACUAUAACCGUUAUAACAAACAAAAAAUUGAGCUAGACAUGAUGAAAUACGAUCUGAACUAUUACAAGUGUAUUAAUCGUAGACUGGAAGCCAAGAUCUCUAAGAUGAUAAACGAGGAAAAGGCUGAGAAAAUGGCCGAGAGCGAAAAGAAGGAAAGGAUGAAAAGAAAAGCUAAAGGAGAAGAAGAUGAAGUGUAUAAAAUUAAAGAAGAUAAGGAUAAAGAAGUUAAGGAUACUAGUAGGAUGGCUUUCAUAUAAACAAAAUAAAUUGUGUAUAUAGGUGUAAUAAAAGGAAGUUGAUUGAAUGCUGGUUAUUUUGUAAAGUCGAAGACUCACUUAUAGAUAAUCCUGAAAAAACGGUCCUUAUAAUGUUGUGUAUAUUAAACCGGGGUGUUUAUGUAGAGGGGUUCUACUAGGGGUUGUAUCUUAUAGCGAGGGUUUUUUUAUAGUGAGGUGUACCCAGAGGUGGGUCG